Messenger RNA from Auxenochlorella protothecoides, 594 nucleotides. RefSeq lists its product as hypothetical. The transcript has a single exon. The coding region runs from base 1 to 594 and encodes 197 amino acids. The record is from RefSeq and is a predicted model, not a curated record. Lineage: Eukaryota; Viridiplantae; Chlorophyta; Trebouxiophyceae; Chlorellales; Chlorellaceae.
AUGCGCGGUUGCCAGGGUUUCCUCGUCCACCACGCCGUACGGGACCAGAACACACUUUCCCCGACAUCGAUGUUCGGAUCAUCCCCGCCCCCAGGCCCGGAUCGCCCACACAUCGAUCAAUCUCGGUGGGUACCUUGCCAUGCUGGCACGGCGCAGCAUCGUGGCCUGGGCCGGUACGGGGUCCCGGGCCCUCACCCUCGCCACCACCCAGGUGCCUGCCGAGCAGAUCGCCGCGCUGAAGAGGCAGCUGAGCCUGGGCCUGGAGUCGUGCUCAUACGUCGUGGAGUCGUCGGUGAGGGAGGGGUAACAGAGUAUCAGCAUGGCGGUGGCAUACGCGAGACGUGGCGACGUGCGAUUGCCCAUGCCGAAAUGACGCUCGCAGGAACAGCUCAUGCUGGAGACGGAUCCCUCGGCACGAAAUCCCAGAGCCUACUACGUGUCGUGGUACCAGCGAUUGGCACUGGAUCAGCUCGUCAGGGGUCUGGAUCUGCACCGCUCCCUCCAGCACCAGUACGGCGAGGGCAUGGUGGAAGGGAUCUUGAGAGAAAAGGGCCUGAGAGUGCUCCUGGCAGACUGCCUCCUGGCCCGGGAUAG